AUGACUACUGAAGGGAGUUUUAUACAACCAUCCAUUCCUCUUUUUGAUGGUCACUAUGACCAUUGGAGCAUGCUGAUGGAAAAUUUCCUACGAUCUAAGGAAUAUCGGGAGCUGGUGGAGUCUGGCUAUGUUGAGUCUGCCAUUGACCUCACAGUUCUCGACACCAUUCUCAAGAAGGAUACCGCCAAAGAAAUAUGGGAUGCCAUGAAGAAAAAGUUCGAAGGGAAUGCAAGGGUCAAGAGGUCUCAUCUUCAAGUUCUCUGCAGAGAAUUUGAAACUCUUGAGAUGAGGUCCGGUGAAGGAGUGACAGAGUAUUUCUCUAGGGUCAUGACAGUGGCAAACAAGAUGCGAAUUUAUGGAGAAGAUAUGCAGGAUGUUAAAGUGGUGGAGAAAAUUCUACGUUCUUUAACUGAAAAGUUCAACUAUGUUGUUUGUUCUAUUGAGGAGUCAAAGGACAUUGAUGCUCUCAUUGUUGAUGAGUUACAAAGCUCAUUAAUAGCCUUGAAAGUGACAUAUGAAGGAGGAAAAGGUCGUGGUCAUGGUGCCUACAGAGAAAGAGGAAGAGGGAGAGGUCAAGCAGGUUUCAAUAAGGCAACUGUGGAGUGUUACCGAUGCCAUAAUCUUGGACAUUUUCAGUAUGAAUGUCCUUCUGGGAACAAAGAAGCAAACUAUGCAGAGCUUGAUGAGGAAGAUGAAUUGCUUCUAAUCACAUGUGCGGUGAUCAAGCUAUGUUUAGUGAAAUUGAUGAAAAAUUUCAGCAUUCGAUGA
Messenger RNA from Nelumbo nucifera (sacred lotus), 768 nucleotides. RefSeq lists its product as uncharacterized. Gene Ontology annotation, molecular function: zinc ion binding; nucleic acid binding. The record is from RefSeq and is a predicted model, not a curated record. NCBI's taxonomy places the organism in Eukaryota, Viridiplantae, Streptophyta, Magnoliopsida, Proteales, Nelumbonaceae.